Molecule: messenger RNA, 9549 nt
Organism: Plasmodium reichenowi
Lineage: Eukaryota; Apicomplexa; Aconoidasida; Haemosporida; Plasmodiidae
Product: guanylyl cyclase beta
Exons: 14
Coding region: 1-9549 (3182 amino acids)
Biological process (GO): cyclic nucleotide biosynthetic process; intracellular signal transduction
Source: RefSeq, a predicted model, not a curated record
AUGAAGACACAAACAUUGUCUUUAAUGAAUAUAAAUGGAAAAAGAAAAUUUCUAGGAACGAAUAAUAAAAUAUAUAGAAAAGUCAUAAUAAAUCCAACAUCGGAAGAUGAUAUACAAAAAUUUUGUAGAAAUUAUUUCAGAAUAUAUAAUUUCUCCUUAUAUAAUUUUAUACGAAGAUUAAUAUCUUUUGAUGCUAUUCUUGUAUACUCACUAUUUUUAACUGUUUAUAUAUUUUCGGAAAUAAAUCAUGGCGAAACAAAAAAAUACUUAUUUAUCGAUACAGCUAUUUCUUUAUUUUUUAAUAUUAUCCUAUUAAUUGUUAUAGAAAGUCUUUUUGAACUAAAAAAGUUGAAAGACGUUAAAAAUGCUAACUCUCAGUAUUACCUAAGGAUUGUACCAAAAAUGUCUUACUUUGAAAAGGUUAUGACAAAGGAUAUAAAAGUUGGGAAUAUCAUACGAAUAUUUCAAGGAGAUGAAUUUCCAGCAGAUGUGGUAAUUUUAUAUGUUAAGAAUAAUGCAAAUGCAAUAGUUGAUUCUUUUAAAAUAGAUGGUCUUUUUAGAAAGAGUAUUAAAUAUGCAGUUGAUAAAUAUAAAAUUGAUAAGGAUUACCUAAAAAUGUUAUCCGAAAUUAAUGGAGUAAUAAGGUGUGAAUUGCCCAAUAAAAAUAUAUUUUGCUUUCAAGGGAAUUUUAAGUUGGAUAAACAUCCACGCUCACUAUUAUUAAAUUAUGAAAACUUUGCUCUACAAUCCUCCGUUUUGAAAGGGGCAGAAUAUAUAGACGCUGUAGUUGUAUACACAGGUGCUGAUACUAAGAAGAAUUUGAAUAUUCCACAGAAGAUCGAAGAAAAUAAAACAUUCUGCAUAAAAAUGAAUAAUAUUGUAUAUUACUUAAUAUUUAUGUACUUUGUUUUUGUUGUGCUAAGCAUUGUUAUAAAAACGAUAUUUUUUCAUAAAAAGAAUUCCUUUCAAAAUUCAAGAGAUUCUUUCCUUAGUAUGUUGGAGGAUUUUGUUGGUUUGUAUAUAUUGGUAUUACCUAUUAUGAUGUAUUCAGAAAAGAGUUUAAUUUAUAUUAUACAAAGUUUGAGAAUAGAAAAUGACCUAAGAAUGAGAAACACUGACUCUGAAAAACCCAAAGUUUUUAAUAAGAAUAAAAAUGACUCUUUAGGUAAUGUAGAUUUAUUAGCAACAUCAAGAAAUGGUGUUCUUGUAAAAAGGAAAGAAUUACUAGUAUCAUGUGUAAUUAAUAAUGUUAUGUAUGGCAAAAAAGAUAUUAUAUGUUCACGAAAAAAUUUCAAAUUACCUACAUUGAAUAUAUUAGAUUCAGAAAGAAAAAAUGUUUCCAAUCUUUUGAACUUGGAUGAAAGGAUAUUCAAAGAUCCUGAAAAUAUUUUUUUCCCAACUCGCGAUUUUUACUCCUUUUUGAAAUUAUUCGAAAAUAAAAUAUCAUCAAUAUAUAAUCCAUAUUCUAGUAGUUUAUCAAAUUUAUUGAAAGAAAAAUAUAAAAAUUAUGUGAACGAAGAAAUUCUUAACAAAAAUGUGAAACUAACGAGUUUUGUAAAAUCUCAGCUGACCAUUGGAUAUAAUCAAAUUUGUGAGUAUGAUGAACUCAGUUACAAUUGUUACGAAAUUAAAGAAGAUUCACAAAAGGAAAAUAUCCAAUCCGUUAAGAUUGAAGACUUUAUUUUAGGGUUAUGUGGAUGUAAUAGAAUAAUUAUAUAUAAUGAAAAGAGCCUAGAUAUAAGUAUGAAUGAAUACAAGAGUGAUAAUUUUAUGGAAACAUAUAGUAAGUUUGAAACGGAGAAUGAAGAAGAUCAUGAAAAUGAUCAUGAUGAAUAUCAUAAUAUGGAACAUUCAGAUGAUGAAAACAUCAAUAGCAUUGAAUAUGAAGAUAUAUGUUUAUAUAAUAUUAUAAGGAAUACCGGAUUUUCUAUUUAUUGUUAUAAGAAUACUUUAUUUCUUUAUAAUUUAAUGAAGGAAUGUAAAGUAUAUUUUUUAACUUGUUAUCAUGAUUUCCUAAGAAGUAAUAAAUUUUCUAUGUGUAUUUUGAAAUGUGGAUAUAGCAUAAAUAAUGAAAAGGAAGGAGGAGUAUUAUAUGUAAGAGGAUACGAUUUUAAUAUUCUUCCAUAUAUAUCUAAAGAGAAGAAUAACAUAAAGAAAAUAAAGAAUGCUAUAAAAAUAUAUACCUUAAAUUAUUUAAAAGUUAUAAUAUUAUGUAAAAAAGAAAUAAGUAAUGAAGAUAUAGCAAAAUAUAUUAUAUUAAAAAGUAUAAGUAAAAAAUUAUCUUUCAAAUUUUAUGAUUUGAUUAAAUUAUUCUUUUUAUAUGAUUUAGAAGUUAUUGGAAUUAUAGGAUUAAAAAAUCAGUUAAAAGAAGGAGUCAAAGAAACAUUCAAUGAUGUAAUCAAUUUUGAUAUUAAAUCUUGGAUAUUUGCAAAUGAAUGUUCAAAGGAUACAUAUUUAACAGCUCUUCAAUGUAAUUUAAUUGUAUCUUCUUCUAACUUAUUUCUUAUUAAUUAUUAUAAUUUAAAAAAUACACAUGAAGAGGAUGCUAAUAUAUUAUUCCAUAAUUUUAUAUCAUCCUUGUAUAAGUUAAAAUCGAAUUCUUAUGCUGUAGUUAUAAAUGAUGAAAGUAUAAAAAAUAUUAUGACAAAUGUAGAAUCAAUGAAAAUAUUCUUAUGUAUAGCCAUGAGAGCUACUGUAGUCCUAUUUUGUAAAUUGCAAAAUGAGACAAAAGGAAAAAUUAUUAGGACGUUGUAUGCUUUAACGAGGCCAAAAUUGACAGUACUAGGAAUAGGAACAACAUUAAGUGAUGCUUACUUAUUAAAAUAUUCAUCUAUAAGUGUCUGUUUAAGUUUGAACGAGCACGUAAACAUUUUAUAUAAUAUAUCUGAUUAUGUAUUGCAAGAAUUUAAAUUUAUUAGUGAAUUGCUUAUAUUAGGAAGGCUAAACAGAUUUUCCCUUUGCAAGGUGUUUUUGUGGAUAAUAUACCUAAAAAUUACUGUUGUUUCAUUUUAUUUUUUCCACAAUUUUGAUAACUAUUUUUCGGGAUCUUCAGCAUCUUCCAUACUAUAUACACAAACAACGUUUGCUCUUUUGCACUACUUUCUUAUCAUAGCAUUUUCUGCGUAUGAAAUAGAUUUACCAUAUAAAUUUGUAAGGAGAGUACCUUAUAUAUACCAGCUAUCGAGAAGGAAAUAUUUUUUGAACAAUAAUAUUAUACUUUUAACAAUAAUUGAAGCCAUACUAAUUUCCCUUACUUCAUAUUAUAUAUUACGAUUAAAUGUAUUUCAUUUGAUUACUCAUCGUGAAUUUACUUUUCAUAUAUUUAUUUUAAAUGUUUUUAUAACAACAGAAAAAAUUCUUUUACUUUCCAAAACAUGGCAUAUAUAUUUUUUUAUUAUGGCAGUUCUUAUGAUAGGUAUAUUGCUUAUAUAUGUUAAUAUAUUUACUUUAGUAGAUUGUAUAAAAAAUGGAAAAUGUGAAUUUAGUCUUUUUCAAAUGGAAAAUAUAUAUUUCUGGACAUCUCUCUUUCCUAUUUUAUAUAUUAAUUUUAUCUUUGAUAAGCUUAUGAAAUAUAUAAAGAAUAGAAUAUAUCCCGAUAUUUCAGACUAUUUAAGAAAAUACUUUCUUCGUAGAAUAUGCUGUCAUAAUAAUGACAAAUCUUUAUCACAGAGGAAAAUAAAAGGAAUAAAUAAAUUUGUAAAUUUUGAAAAAAAUGAUAUCUUAUUAAAAUACAUUCCAACUCCUAAAAUAUAUAAUAUAAAAGAUGAUCCUACAUAUUAUAAUAAAUCUAAAAGAAGUAAAUUUUUAUAUGAUACCUUUAGGAAAGUUAUAGAUAUUAAUGUAAAAUACAGGAAUCAACAAUUAAAUUUAGAAUAUAAAACAUAUGAGAAAGGGAACAAAUUAAAAUUACGUAUAAUUGUAAUAUUAUUAUUUCUUAUUUAUAUUAUAAUAUUUUCCUCACAAACAAUUAUUGAUAUAAAUACAAAAUCGAAUAUACAUUAUAUAACAAUGUUUUAUAUUAUAUAUUUUGUAUUGGCAUGUGUGUUUUUAAUUUAUAUACGAAUCAGGAAUCAAGCUACUUCUACGUUUUUCUUUUUUUUGAGCCGAUUUUUAUUAAUAUGUGGAUUUUGUAUCGAAUUAUAUGAUAAUAUUAGUAAUGAUAUAUUAAAUGUAUUAAUUACGUAUUCCUUUACAGUAUCUUAUAUAUUUUUUAUGUCCUUUAAAAUAUUAGAGGCUCUUUUAGUAUGUAUAAGUAUACUGUUAUUAACGUUUUGGGUUUAUUAUGAGAAGAAUAAGAAUAUGAUAGAUAUAUGUACGCAUUUUUGCAGUAAUCCAUAUUUAUCUAUAAAUAACUUAGAUCAUAUGAAUAUAUCAUGUUUAUGUAAAAAGCAAAUAGUUAUCUUCCUUAUAAGUUUAUUAAGUUUUACCUUGAUUUGUUUAUCUAUGAAAUAUUAUGAGAUAUUUUAUUUAAAGAAGAAAUUCUUAUUUAGAUAUAAACAGAAAGUGAAUCUAGCUAAACAAAUUGAAAUACUACAUACGAUGUUACCUAAUUUUUUAGUAGAAUAUUUAUUAAUUAGUGAUCCUAAAAAUGAUGGUAUUAUGGUGGGAAAGAAUAUAUCUGGUGAAGAUAGAGGUAUAAUAUCUGUGAUAUUUUGUGAUAUUGAUGAUUUUCAAAACAUGGUAUCUACAUUACAACCACACGUAUUAGUAGAAACGUUAGAUAAUUUAUAUUUAUAUUUUGAUAAAUGUAUAAAAUAUUUUAACUGUAUAAAAAUAGAAACUGUAUUUGAAUCAUAUUUAGCAGCCUCUGGAUUAAGUGAAAAGAAAAAUAAUGCUUUAGACAAAAUUAUGUAUGAUACAAAAUGUGCAAUAAAAUUAGCUAUUGCUCAGCUAAGUGCUAAAUAUUAUAUAUCAUAUAAGGUAUUAGAUACACGUGAACAUUUUUCUGAUAAUUCUAAUUCAUAUGAUAAAUAUAUAAAUAAAAAUAUUAGUCUCAAAAUUGGGAUACAUACAGGAAAAGCGAUCAGUGGUGUGAUUGGAUCUGUUAAACCACAAUAUGCUCUCUUUGGAGAUACUGUAAAUACAGCGUCAAGAAUGAAAUCUACAUCUCUUCCUGAUCAUAUUCAAGUUUCCUAUGAUACGUAUAAAUAUUUAAAGGAGGAUAACACAUUUAUAUGGAAAGAAAGAAAGGUUUUUAUAAAAGGAAAGGGUAAAAUGAAGACAUAUCUUCUAGUAGACAUUUUAGAUGACGUAAAAAGGAAAGGGGAAUCUUUAAAUUAUUAUUCAUCUUCUAAUUUGUUAUUGUCUCAAUUGGGUAGUGAGACUGUAUCGAUAUAUGAAGAAAGGGAUGAUAUUAAAGAAAGUAGUAGGCAUAGUGAUAAGGAAAGUAGUAGGGAUAUUAUUAAGGAAAGUAGUAGGGAUAUUAGUAAGGAAAGUAGUAGGGAUAUUAUUAAGGAACGUAGUAGGAAUAUUAUUAAGGAAAGUAGUGGGGAUAUUAUUAAGGAAAUUAGUGGGAAUAUUAGUAAAUCCAGUAGUAUAAAUAUUAAUAAAAGAGGUAGUAAAUCUAUUAGUGAUAUAAAAGAAGGGCAAAUAAUAGAUAAAGGAGAUUUGAUUUUUAAAAUGAACAGGAUGAAAGAUAAAAUUGAUAGUACAUAUAGUAAACGAAUUGAUAAAGAGAGUAGAGAUAAAAUUAGUGAUGAGACGAAUCAUGCAUUAGAUGAAGUAGUUAAACAUUCGGAUAUACAUUUAUUAAAUUAUGAGAUAAAUAAUAAGAGAUAUAAAAAAAGGAAAGGUGAUACAAAUAAUGAGAAUAAAUUAAUAGGAGAUAUAUUUAAUAUGUAUGAUAAAAAAAUUAAAUAUUUUUAUAAAAAAAAUGAUAAAAGUAAGAGUAUGGAAAAUAUAUCAUUCAUAAAACAUUAUAGAAAUACUAAAUAUAAAAAAUCAGAUUAUCUUCUUUUAGAUAACAAAGGAGAAUCUAAAAAGUUUAAAAGAAAUACAUCAUAUGUAUUAGAAUCACCUUUACAUUUAAUAGGUGAUAUAUUUGAUAAUAAUAUAGAGAGAAAAAAGAAAAAGAAAAAGAAAGAGAUAAAAACAAUUGUAUCUGAUGAUAUAUUUACUUCACCUGUCAAUAUAAAAGAAUAUAAUUAUAAUGAACAGGAACGGAAAAAAGAAAUUGUUGGAAAUUUAUCGUACGACAAAACAAAGAAAAGAUUUCCUUUUAUAAAAUUUACCAAAGAAGAGAGAAUAAAAAAAAAAAAAAUAGAAAAAAAAGAAAAAAAAGAAAAAAAAGAAAAUAAUAAUAAUUUUCUUUAUAAUGAUGAUUAUUCAUCAUGUAGUAGUCCAAAAUAUGGUGAUAAUGAAAAUAAUUUUGUGAUAAAAUAUAUUAGAGAAAGAAAAGAUUUUCAAAAAAAAUUUGAUCAUCCAAACUUUAAUUUUAGCAAAUUUUUACACAAUUAUGAUCCUAUAAACAAUAAAAAUAAAAAGAAUAAUAAAAAGAAUAAUAAAAAGAAUAAUAAAAAUGUAAGAAGAAAUGAAUAUCCAAAUUAUACAUCUUCAUCUAAAGAUGGUGUUUCUUAUAAUUUCCUAUCGGAUAGUUUGUUUUCCUCAGAUAAUGAGUAUUCUACUGAUUCUGAAAAAUAUUACAAAAAAAGUUUUAGGAAAAAUAAAAAAAUUAUAAAAUUUGAUGAUCUUUUUACUAAAAUAUAUAUAAAGAAAAAAAAACGUUUACUUCAAAUGAAUAACUAUGACGUAAAGAGAAAGGGAAAAAAAUUAAAGAAUAGAGGAAUGGAAAGAAAUAAAACAAAAUAUAUAAAUGUUAAUGAAAAAACAAAGAUGAAAUAUUUUGUCAAUAAUGAAAAUAAAGACCAUGAAGUUAAUAAAGAAGAUAAUUCAAAAAGUAUGCAAAAAUAUUUUCUACAUAUAUCAAAACAUAAAAAAGAACAAAUAGAAAAUAAAAAGAAGACUCAUAAAUAUUUUCAUAAAAAUGUGGAAUGUAUUUAUCCUUAUACAGAUAAUAAUAUAAAUAAUAAUAACUCUUCAAGAAAUGAAAAAAGAAAAUAUAGCAUCAAUUUAUAUCAUCAUCUAGAUGAACAAGAAAAAAUAAAGGGAAAAAAGAAAUAUUUUAACAAGGACAAGGAACUAUUAGGAUCCAUUAAUAAACAAACAGAAAGGAAACCAAAGAAAAAAAACAAGAAAAAUAUGGAAAAUAAAAAAGAUAAAAAAAAAAUUAGAAUGAUUACAAACAAAACCAAGGAGAAACAUUCGAAGAGUAUUAUUAGUGUUGAGGAACAAAAUAUGAAUCAUAAUAAUUCCUUGAAAAAAAAAGAGGUGAACUUUAUUGGUAAAAAUGAAGAAUAUUUAAAUAGGCCAAAUUCUGAUUGCUCUAUUUGCAUAAAAGAAAUGGAAGAAGAUGUUUAUGAAUUUCAUAGUAAUAAUAUAUAUUAUAAUAACCAAACAUAUAGUGAUAAUAUAAAUAAUACAACAAAGUUAAAAGGUAUGGGAAAUAAUACAAAUGAUAUAUCACAAAAUAAGGGAAAAAAUCAAUUAGGGAAAAAAAUUAGUUUCUUUUGUAUGCAUAAUAAAUAUCAUGAAUCAGAAAUAAUGAAUGAAGAAGAUAAUAAAAACAUGUUCAAUCUAACACAAAGCCAAAUAAUUAAUAAGGACAAAUAUAAUUAUUUUACACAUUGUCCAUCACUUAAAAAAAAAAAAAGCGUUUUCACAAAAAUUAAUAAUUUAUUUAAAAGUUAUUUCAAAAGUAUAGAUGUACAUGAAAAGUUUGGUUUUUCUAAAAAAUUUAAAUUCCAUUCAAAGGAUUCAGAUGAUAUAAAAGGAAAUAAUAAUAAAAUUAGUAAAAAUCGUUAUAAUAAUAAUAAUAAUAAUAAUAAUAGUAACUAUAGUAACAUUGAUAGUGGUAAGUAUAGUCAUAAUAAUAAAAAGAAUCAUCAUCAAAAUAAUAAUUAUGAGAAAUACCAUCAUAGUAAUAAUAGUCGUGUCACGCUAUCCAAAGGAGAAAAGACAGAAAAAAAUAAAAAUGUAGAUUAUGCAUAUCAAUUUGAUAAUUACGAUAAGAAGCUACUAAAAAAGUUAACAUCUAACUUACAAUUAAAUAAGAAAAAUGUGAAAAAUUUUAACAUGUUUUACUACAAAUUCAAUGAUGAAGAACUAGAAGAAGAAUAUACUAGAAAUUAUUAUAGAGAAAUCAUUAAUAUUGAUUUAACAAAAAAAUUAAUUAUAAUAUUUAUAUUUACAGAAAUAUUUUUAAGUUUAUGUAAUAUUAUAGAAUUAUCAUUUUAUGAAAAGAAAUUAAAAUAUAAUGAUUCAAUAGUUAUAAUAUGGCUUAUUAGAUCAAUAUAUUUAUUUAUAAUAACAUAUAUAUGGAUAAUAUUAAAAACAAAAUUAAAAGAAUAUAAAAAUAAUUCAAGUAAAAUGAUGUGGACUAUAUUUAUAUUAAAUAUAUUUUUAUGUUCUUGGGGUAUUAUAUUAAUAGAUUUAUCAUGUAUACAUUAUAGUAUGUUAUUAGGAAAUAAAAAUGAAAGAGCCUUAUUUUUUAUGAAAGAUGCAAGUGAACUUAUAAUAUGUAUUCAAUUAAUAUUUAUAAAAAAUAUGUUAUUUAAACAUAAAUUCUUUUUUUUCGUAUUUUUUUAUAUAUUCCUUAUAUAUUCAUUUAGUAAAUUAUUUAGUAUACACACAUGCCAAACACAUAUAUGUUGUAGUAUUAUUUUAUUUAUAUCUAUAAAUAUACUUUAUUUUGGGUAUUCAGAAUAUUUAGAUAGAAUACAAUUCUUAGUCAAAAGAAAGAGAAAUCGAAUGGAAAAAAUAUCACAAGAUUUCUUAACAAAAAUAUUGCCUAGACAAGUUCUAGAAGAAUAUCAAAACGAUAAUUUACAAUUAACAUAUAAACAUGAAAAAAUUGCUUUUUUAUUUGCGGAUAUUGUUGGAUUUACAAAAUGGAGCAAAACAGUAUCUCCUAAGGUAGUCUUAAAAUUAUUACAAAAACUAAUAUCUAAAAUUGAUAAAGAUACAAUUAAAUUAGGCUUAUAUAAACUCUUUACAAUUGGAGAUGCUUAUGUAGCAACCAGUCAACCCAAUUCAUCUAUAACCGAUGAAAGUGAAGCAUUAGAAGGAAUACUAAAUAUAUUGAAGCUAGCGAAACUUAUCUUACAUAAUAUUAAUACUAUUAAAAUACAAUUCAAUAAACAUGACUUUAAUAUGAGAAUAGGUUUACAUUAUGGUUCAUGUGUUGGUGGUAUUAUAGGUUCCGUUAGAAUAAGAUAUGAUAUGUGGGGUCUCGAUGUUCUCAUAGCUAAUAAGAUUGAAUCAAAUGGGAUACCUGGAGAAAUAAUUUGUUCUGAACAAUUUAGACACUUUUUUAUACAAAACGAGCCACAGGCGAAACUAAACUUUUGGUACUACAAAAGCAUAUCUAUAAAUGAUCAGGAUAUAAAACUAUACGUUAUUGAAGAUAAAAAUUAUGAAGAAGAUUAUGAUCCAAAAGUCAUAGAUUAUACAACGUUGCUGAAAUUACGUCAAGAAAAGGGAUUACAUUCAUAA